CUCUAUUCUCGUCUCUCGUCUCUCGUCUCGUCGCUCUCCAGCCCACACAAUUCAACAUCAAUAUCCCACCAUGCUGACUACCCUGCCUUCCGAACUCAUUCUCGCCAUCGCGGACCACCUACCCCCGCACCAUGUCAACAGCCUAGUGCGCACCUGUUCGGGGUUCCAAGCACUGCCAAACACCUACCUUUACCGGCGCGUUGCCCGUGACAGCCUCGCUUCGCGGAAGGCCUUCCUCUGGGCCCUUAACCACUCCAAUGUCCAGACGAUGCAAUCGCUGUUUGACCACGGCGCCCGACUUGCCAAAUUCAAUAGAUCGGAAUGGUCCGUCAACAUGUGGUUGGGCCUGUACUACCGCAGCUCCCCCAUCUUGUAAAUCCUCAUUCGGGCGAUACAGUGCGGGCACGAACCAUCGGUGCGGC
Aspergillus campestris IBT 28561 is the source of this 422-nucleotide messenger RNA. RefSeq lists its product as uncharacterized. NCBI's taxonomy places the organism in Eukaryota, Fungi, Ascomycota, Eurotiomycetes, Eurotiales, Aspergillaceae. The record is from RefSeq and is a predicted model, not a curated record. Bases 71 to 376 code for a protein of 101 amino acids. Gene Ontology annotation, molecular function: protein binding. The transcript has a single exon.